GGGGUGGAGGACGAGACGGGUGGGGCGGGUGAGGCCCGAGAAGAGCAGUGUGCUCGAGACCGCGGACGGGAGCAGACAAAGCGGCGGUUGCGGCGGCGGCGGAGGCACAUGGUCUGCGGCGGGGCGCGCGCCGCGACCGUUACUGCAACGUUCGCGGGGGCUGGGGGCGGUUGGGCGCGCGCUCCGCAUCAGGCGACCCCGCCGGCCUCGGGGCUCCGGUGACUCGGUUCCCCCCCCUCCCCCAGAGGAGGCCGAGGCCGCGGAGGAGACUCAGAGCCUGCGCCUUCGAGGGGGAGGAGGCGGAGCCCCCUUCGCGGGCGCCGCGUGCAGCCGCCCUGGGAGGCAGGACAUAGAGCCGCGGAGGCUCAAGCCGAACGCCCCGCCCCCCUCUGCCGGACCCCCUCCCCAAUUUGGGGGAGCGCACCCCCUGCCUCCUGGAUUCCGGUCACCCCGCUCGCCCCGCCUCGAAGGAAGCUCGCCCUCUGCUUUUCAAGAUCGGAAGUUCCCUGGGGGGAGGGGUCCCUCACCGCACCAAGACCAGCAGCGAACCCUCCUCUUGACACCCACCCAAAGAUUCUUAGGGAGCAUUCCCCCUGGUCUCCAAGACUCAAGGACCCCCUCACCCCCAUCCAGGAUUCUUAGGUGCACUUGUGCUGGGCUCACUAAGAAGACCCCACGGGAGAGUGUGCUGUGCACCCCCCCCCCAGACUGUGGGCUGCGCGAGGCCCCCCACCGCUCAACGAUUGUUAGGGAGCACUGCCACCACCUGGAAGACCGUCCAGGGGAGCUCUUGGCCAGGAGGCGGAGAGAAAAACUAUUGGUUGAGUAGUUUCUGCAGAGGCUGGGCUCUUUUGAACCCUGACAAGGACUAGCCACAUCGAAGGACAAUUAAAAGAGAAAAAGCAAAGUAUUCUAGAACUCUGAGCUCAACCCCACCCUCCCCUCCAUCGAAUGGUGGCAAGACCUGCUGGCCAAGGAACCUCUCAAACCUGGAUUAUCCUGAAGAGGCUUCGUAAGGUGGUCCCAAGCAUUCCCUGCAGCGUCCUGAAAAACUGAUCUUCUGUCCGCAGAUUGAUUGCCCCUUUGGAGGCCUCUUUUAAUGUCUUACUGAAAUUAACUUAAGAAGAACUGGGGCACCUCAACUAGAUUUUGGGGGCGUUAGAAAACAGGAUAAGUGGUUAAAAGCAUAAUAAGUCUUCUGGGUGGGCUGUAGCACAUGUUCAGAUUUUGACACGACUAGCAAUCAUGGCAUUUGCUAAUUACAGCGCUCUGAAUCGAGCUCAGCUGACAUUUGAAUAUCUACAUACAAAUUCAACCACCCAUGAGUUCCUGUUUGGAGCCCUCGCUGAGCUCGUGGACAAUGCCAGAGAUGCUGAUGCCACCAAAAUAGAUAUUUAUGCAGAGCACCGAGAGAACCUCCAGGGAGGCUUCAUGCUCUGCUUUCUGGAUGAUGGCGCAGGAAUGGAUCCAAGUGACGCUGCCAGUGUCAUACAGUUUGGGAAGUCGGCCAAACGGACACCCGAGUCCACGCAGAUCGGGCAGUACGGCAACGGCUUGAAAUCGGGGUCCAUGCGUAUUGGGAAGGAUUUUAUUCUUUUUACCAAGAAGGACGAUACCAUGACCUGCCUCUUCUUGUCUCGCACCUUUCAUGAGGAAGAAGGUAUUGAUGAGGUGAUUGUACCACUGCCCACCUGGAAUGCUCGUACUCACCAGCCCAUCACAGAAAACAUGGACAAGUUUUCCACUGAGACUGAGCUCAUCUAUAAGUACUCGCCCUUCAAAUCGGAGCAGCAAGUGAUGGAUCAAUUUAAGAAGAUCUCUGGGGAGACAGGAACGCUGGUCAUCAUCUUUAACCUCAAACUCACUGACAAUGGUGAACCUGAGCUAGACAUUGUGUCGGACCCCCGGGACAUCCAGAUGGCUGAAACGUCCCCUGAGGGCACGAAACCCGAACGCCGCUCCUUCCGCGCCUAUGCUGCUGUCCUCUACAUCGACCCCAGAAUGAGGAUAUUCAUCCAUGGUCACAAAGUGCAGACCAAGCGACUUUCCUGCUGCUUGUAUAAGCCCAGGAUGUACAAGUACACCUCCAACCGCUUCAAGACAAGAGCUGAACAGGAAGUGAAGAAGGCGGAGCACGUGGCUCGCAUAGCGGAAGACAAGGCUCGAGAGGCUGAGAGCAAAGCCCGAGCGUUGGAGCUGAGGCUCGGAGGGGACCUCACCCGGGAGUCCAGGGUGGCCUUGCGGCAGAUCCAGGGCACAGCCAUUAACCUGCGCCGAGAAGCCGACAUCAAGAAGCGUAUCAAAGAGGCCAAACAGCGGGCCCUCAAGGAACCUAAGGAGCUUAACUUUGUCUUUGGGGUGAACAUUGAGCAGCGGGAUCUGGACGGCAUGUUCAUAUACAAUUGUAGCCGCCUGAUUAAGAUGUAUGAGAAGGUGGGCCCGCAGCUUGAGGGAGGCAUGGCCUGUGGUGGGGUUGUUGGAGUGGUGGAUGUGCCCUAUCUGGUCCUGGAGCCCACCCACAACAAGCAGGACUUUGCUGAUGCCAAGGAGUACCGGCAUCUGCUGAAAGCUAUGGGUGAACACCUGGCCCAGUACUGGAAGGAUGUGGCCAUUGCCCAGCGGGGAAUCAUCAAGUUCUGGGAUGAGUUUGGCUACCUCUCGGCCAACUGGAGCCAGCCCCCAUCCAGUGAUCUUCGCUACAGACGGAGGAGGGCCAUGGAGAUUCCUACCACCAUCCAGUGUGAUUUGUGUCUGAAGUGGCGGACGCUACCCUUCCAGCUGAGCUCUGUGGAGAGGGACUAUCCAGACACAUGGGUGUGCACAAUGAACCCUGACGCUGAGCAGGACAGCUGCGACGCGUCUGAGCAGAAGCAAAAGGUUCCCCUGGGGACCCUGAAGAAGGACUUCAAGUCCCAAGAGGAGAAGCAGAAACAACUGACAGAGAAGAUCCGGCAACAACAGGAGAAGCUGGAAGCCCUGCAGAAAACGACCCCGAUCCGAUCCCAAGCCGAUCUGAAGAAGUUACCCCUGGAAGUGAGCGGCAGGCCUGCCAUAGAGGAGUCCCACACCAUCCGUCGGCUUCCACGCCCCAGGUCCCCGCCGCUGCCAGCUGUGAUUAAGAAUGCUCCGAGCCGACCCCCACCCCCACCUCCCCCACCCCCACCAACUCCCAGACCAGUUUUCCAGGCCAGAAGGGGCCCUCUGUCCAUCUCCCCGAGACCAGCUCACUCCCCGGCCCAGGAGGAAGCCAGCACAUCCAGGAUGCCGCACCCAGCUCUGAGCCCCCGGAAAUCCAGCGGCACCAUUGUCAAACCGGCUCACAGAAUGGUCUCCGUGGUGAGGUCCCCCACACCGCUUGUGCUGAAUUCCAGGCCCCCCUGUGACGUGCCCAUCCCCAAACCGGUGAAGACCCCAGUGCUCAAGAAGCCAGACCCGCCCAGUAAACCUCAGAUUGUCAGCGCCCGGAAGAGAAGCUUUCCUCUGGUGGAGGACGAGGCUGAGGACGAUGUGGACCGGAGGAAGGAGAAAUCCAAGCGGGGCAAGAUGCUCGUUGUGAAAGAUGAGAAGAAGGAUUCAAAUGAAGUUGUUGUCGAGCUCUCAGACAGCGCCAGUGAAGAAGAUCUGGCAGAGCUCAAGAGAGCCCAGAAAGACAAAGGGCUGCACGUGGAGGUUCGAGUGAACAAGGAGUGGUACACAGGUCGCGUGACUGCCGUGGAGGUGAGCAAGCAUGUGGUGCGCUGGAAGGUGAAGUUUGAUUAUGUGCCCACAGACACCACACCCAGGGACCGCUGGGUUGAAAAAGGCAGUGAUGAUGUAAGGUUGAUGAAGCCCCCCUCGCCUGAAUAUCAGAGCCCCGACACGCAGCAGCAGGAGGACGAAGAUGUGAUCGCCAUUGAGCCUUCGACCUCCGACUGCAUCCGCAUCGAACCCGACACCACGGCCCCUAGCGGCAGCCACGAGAGCGUGGACCUGCUGGUCCAGACCCUUCGGAAUUGUCUCCGGUAUUUCCUGCCUCCCAACUUCCCCAUCUCAAAGAAGGAUCUGAGUUCCAUGAGCCCAGAUGAGCUGAUGACCUUCCCUCUGAAGGAGUAUUUCAAACAGUAUGAGGUGGGUCUGCAGAAUCUGUGCAACUCCUACCAGACCCGUGCCGACGCCCGUGCCAAGGCCUCCGAAGAGAACCUCCGUGCCUCGGAGAGGAAGCUGCAAGAGACUGAGGAGAAGCUGCAGAAGCUGAGGACAAACAUUGUGGCCCUGCUCCAGAAGGUGCAAGAGGACAUCGACAUCAACACUGAUGACGAGCUGGAUGCCUACAUCGAGGACCUGAUCACCAAGGGAGACUGAGGCAGGUGCCUGUGAGGCAGCCUGGAGGUGGGCGCUGUGGCCAGGGCAAGGCCUGGCCAGGCACAGAGGCACCCUGACCCCCCCAGGACACUUGUGUCAUCACAAGGGAACCUUUGAAACCUUGUAGUUCUUCAGAUCCCCCUCCGUUUGUUUAUAAAUAUUUAUUUUUAAAUGAAACAAGAGCCCAUGACGUGAUGCUUUUUCAUUUGCAGCAGCAGGAAGCCCUUCUGGCUGGGGGUUGGUCCCCCUGGGAGCCCCAUCCUUUCCCCGUCCCUCCACCCCUGCUCCUGCCCACAGGGGGCGGCAGCAGAGAGGGGCUCCGUCCUUGGCUCUCUGGGAUGAAGGCGCCACAGGAGAAUGUUGGGCCCUUCUGGGAGAGAGACUCACGGAAUUGGUGGAGACAGGCUGAGGAAGAAGCAGGUGCAUGCUCCUGGCAGGUCCUCUACCCUCAGGAGCAUGCCAUGUCCUGAUCUGCUGCCUGCCAUCUAUGUUCCUUCCUUCGGUGGCUCAAGGAUGCUUCCCUCCACUUAGCCUGGGCUCGAGCCCCUGGGCCAGUCCCUUCGUCCCUGGGCCUCAGGAACAUUGUUGGACUCGAUGGUUUCUAAGGAUCCUCCUGGCAUAGGGCUGACCUUGGCACUGACUGCAAGGGCACGAAUGAUCCCGGCACUGAGUCCUCAGAAGGGUUGGCUCAUCUCUUCUGUCCUGGAUCAGUGAGCACGAGCUCACGCUUGGAACGUGUAGUGUAUCCCUAAGCUGUGUCUGCAGACGUGCGUGUAUAUCCAUGUGUAUGUGUGGUGAUGGUGGUCUACACCUGUGACUUCACUGGCCCAGGGCAUCGAGGGGUGACGGCCGGCCUCUGUGACCUGAGUUUGAGUCUGGCCACAGACACCAGUGUGGGGCCCUGGGCGGUCCGCUUCACUGCUCCCUGCCUCAAUUUUUCUCUUCUGUAAAAUGGGGUGGUUGUGAGGAUCGAAUUAGCCAGCCUCCAUAGAGGGCUCCAGAAGCCUUAAAGCACACCCUGUGUGCUAGCUGCUAUCAUAAUAACUGAGAGGUCCAGGGAUGUGUGCAUCCCAGCAGUGGCAGAGGUGGGAUUUGAACCCAGCUCUCUGUACUCCCAAGUCUGGUGCUGUGUCCUCUACACCAGUGGUGUCCAACUCAUGGAAGCAGGGCCCGCCAAACCACGAGUGGACCCCUGUGGGUCGUAUGUUGACUUUAUUUUAAAAUGUGCUAUCUCUGUUUAAUUGUAUUUUUAUCUGUUACGUUAAAUAUUUCCCAAUUACAUUUUAAUCUGCUUCCUGUGUAUUGUGGGCCAGCCUCUGAUCUUCCCUUGCUGUCAGUUACGCAUGUAGGUGUCUCCUCAUGUUUCUUUUGGCUCUUUUCUCUCUCCUUUUCUCCCUUCUCUCCUGUGCUCCCGGCCUGUUCUGGGUCCCGGACCUUCAUGUUGAGGCCGAGGGGGCCCAUGUGCCAAAGACAUAUGUAGGGGCCUCUGCCUGUGGCCUUCAGCCAGGUCUGGCAGCUUCUCCAGCUUCCAGUGCCCUGCUUUAGAAUGUCACCAAGAAGACUGGCCAGAACAAUUCAGGACCCAGCAAAGUCCAACUGUGGCCUGAUUUGGUGUCUUCCAACCCACCCGAGGAACGCAGGAAGCCUCGGGGUUGGUGCCAGCCUCCCAGAUGGCUCACAUCAUAGGGGAGUCGUGGUGUGGUCGCCGUGUCAGCUCCGCGCCCUCAAGACCAUGGAUUUUGGGAUAGGUUUCACCCGACACCUGGGUAGGUGCUGAUAGCAUCAGAUCCAGGAGGCCUCACGUCCCAGCGUCCACCUAGUAACAGAUUAAACUGCUUUUGGAAACUAAGCUUUUCACUGGAGGGAGGAAGGAAAGAAGACCUUAGAACAGUAAUGAAACUGGAGGGUGGAUACAGAGCCGCAGACAUCAUUGAUCCUGGGCCUACCCUGUCUCUGCUGAGGCAGUUGGAGCGGCUCGGUGGCAUCGUGUGGAGUACUAGAGUCGGGAUGACUCGAGUUCAAAUCAGGUC
This is a messenger RNA of Trichosurus vulpecula (common brushtail), 6371 nucleotides long. RefSeq names its product MORC family CW-type zinc finger 2 (gene MORC2). Lineage: Eukaryota; Metazoa; Chordata; Mammalia; Diprotodontia; Phalangeridae. Gene Ontology annotation, molecular function: zinc ion binding. The transcript is spliced from 26 exons. The record is from RefSeq and is a predicted model, not a curated record. Gene Ontology annotation, cellular component: nucleus. The coding region runs from base 1246 to 4341 and encodes 1031 amino acids.